AAAAUUUAGAGUCCAACCCGGAAUAUCUACGUUUGUUUUAUUAGGUACUAACUUUGUAGUUUGUUUAAUAAGUAAUAACAUUUUAACGACUUCAAAAUGCAUUUGUUUGUACGUGGUCAAAAUGUUCAUGCUUUGGAAUGUCAAGGAUUUGAGAAUAUUUCACAGAUCAAGAACAAAUUGGCUGCUUUGGAAGAUAUCGAAGAAAAUUUAAUUUCACUGUAUAAUCAAGGUCAACCACUUAAUGACAACCAAAUUGUUGGAGAAUUAAACAACUUCAAUAUUGAUUUCAUUGUUCCAUUGCUUGGAGGCAAAGUUCACGGAUCCCUGGCUCGUGCUGGUAAAGUUAAGGGACAAACUCCAAAAGUUGAGAAAGUUGAAAAGAAAAAAAAGAAGAAAACUGGACGAUCAAAGAGACGUAUUCAGUACAACAGACGUUUUGUAAAUGUUGUUCAAACUUUUGGACGCAGGAGAGGACCAAAUGCCAACUCUUAAAUUGUUUUGCUCUUUAUAUAUUUAAAAUAAAUAAUGUGGUAAUACUUUGAGAUU
Acyrthosiphon pisum (pea aphid) is the source of this 546-nucleotide messenger RNA. RefSeq names its product ubiquitin/ribosomal protein S30e fusion protein-like. Gene Ontology annotation, molecular function: structural constituent of ribosome; protein binding. NCBI's taxonomy places the organism in Eukaryota, Metazoa, Arthropoda, Insecta, Hemiptera, Aphididae. The record is from RefSeq and is marked provisional. Gene Ontology annotation, cellular component: cytosolic small ribosomal subunit; ribosome. The transcript has 3 exons. Gene Ontology annotation, biological process: translation. The coding region runs from base 97 to 492 and encodes 131 amino acids.